Messenger RNA from Ilex paraguariensis (yerba mate), 1044 nucleotides. NCBI's taxonomy places the organism in Eukaryota, Viridiplantae, Streptophyta, Magnoliopsida, Aquifoliales, Aquifoliaceae. The record is from the annotation of a GenBank genome assembly.
AUGACACUAAACAACCCAUAUCACUUGGCCUCAUGGGACCCAUCCACAGAUUGCUGUGAUUGGUAUGCUUUGGAGUGUGAUCCCACAACCAACCGUGUCACCGCCCUCACCAUCUUCCAAGGCAACAUAUCCAGCCAAAUCCCGGCUGCCGUCGGUGACCUUCCAUUUCUCAAAACCCUAAUCUUCCGAAAACUGACAAACCUCACUGGAGAAAUCCCUUCGGCCAUUGCUAAACUGAAGAACCUUGAAAUGGUUAGACUCAGUUGGACUAAUCUCUCCGGACCCGUCCCUUCAUUCUUUAGCCAACUCAAAAACCUAAACUAUCUGGACUUAUCGUUCAACAACCUCACUGGUUCAAUCCCUCCCUCUCUCUCCAAACUCACCAACCUCAAUGCCCUUCACUUAGACCGCAACAAACUCACUGGAAAAAUACCCGAAUCGUUCGGAAAAUUCUCCGGCAGUGUCCCGGACCUUUAUCUCUCUCACAACCAGCUCACUGGGUCAGUUCCAAAAUCUUUAGGUUAUUUGAACUUCACAGAGAUUGAUUUUUCACGUAACAAGCUUACAGGUGAUAUAUCAUUCUUUUUUGGCACCAACAAGACGAUACAGAUCGUGGAUUUCUCGAGGAACAUGUUCGGGUUUGAUCUUUCUAAGGUGAAGUUUCCGGCGAGCUUGACGUCCUUAGAUUUGAACCAUAACAGCAUAAAAGGGAGUCUUCCGGCCGGAUUGACGGGGCUUGAUCUGCAGUUCUUGAACGUGAGUUAUAACCGGCUUUGCGGUCAGAUUCCGGUGGGUGGGAAACUCCAGAGCUUUGAUUACUCGGCCUAUUUCCAUAACCGGUGCUUGUGUGGCUCUCCCUUACCAGCAUGCAAAUGAUUAUCCUAUCGGAGGAGCUGUUAUGGGCUCACCCACCCACUGGAAAAUUGAGCCCAGCAAUUGGAUUCUGGGUUAAGUUGUUUGAUAUCUAUAAUUGUCCAAUCAAUAUCUGUCUUUAGAUUAAAUUCAAACUCAAUAAAUUUAUUUUUAUUUUCAUGUCAAAUUGAU